AAGCAGAAGAGUGUGUCAAGGCCCUUCACUAUUCCUUCUUCGAGAGCGGCGAAGUGGCACUCACCAACGCUUAGGCUGACUCUAACUGGGGCCCUUUAACCAACUUAUUACUACUAUAGUUGUUAUUAGCAAAACAAAAAUGGUGGAGAGAUUUUUCUUGAGAGGCAACACGAAAUUUGAGUUUGGGGAUGAGAGCGAAGCUAUCAGCAUUCUCUCUGGGCCGCCUUGCUCCGGCAAAACCUCAUUGCUUUUCCAGUUCGCAUUCAACUCCGCAGCAGAGGGAAAUGCCGUAGUGAUCUUGUGCCACCGCCGCACCCUGGAAACCACCCCACCUUUUCUCUCUCAGGAUGUUGAUCCAUCUUCCGAGAUUUUCCGCAGAAUUGAAAUCAAGUAUGUGGAAGAUGAUGAAGGGAUCAAGCGCUACUUUGCUGCUUUUCAUUUGCAUCCUACAUUUCCGACCUCAGUUAUUGUAGACAAUUUCGGGCAUUUCUUCGUUGAGAGGAAUUGCCAAGAGAAAUACAACAACCCUAGAGGAAGAGAGCUGGCAAUGAUCCGAGUGCUAGCACUCUGUCGAAAUGCAAUCAGCCAUGCCAAUAAGAGCAGUCGUUGUGAGAUUGUGUUGUCGGACACUCACAAAGGUGACACCCCGAGGCUGCUCUACAUUUACAAGAGAUGGGUGUCUUGCAUCUACACUAUCAAAGAAGGGGUUGGGGCGGGGUCAUUUGUUAUGAAGAAAAGCUAUUCAACUACGCCGAAUGCAAAGCCAACAUCUUCAGCUAAGUACUCGAUAUCGCUCCAAUAUUUGGUUCUAGAGGGACUCGUUCAGGAGACUGAUCAUCACACUAGAACAAUUUCCUAAGUUGCAUCAUAAUACAUGAAUUUAACUCAUGGAAUUUUAGUUGAUAUGGCAUUAUGUUUACAAUCUUGUAAGUUAAUGCAUCAGUGUCCCCAAAUAUGAAAAUAUAUGGGGUUAACUUCAGGAUCCACCAGUAUCUAUGAUAGGGAUGCAUUUGCUUGAAGCUGAUGAAAUACUUUAAAUUUAUCUUCUUUUAUAUGUAUAUAAGCUACUGCUUCUCUGUAAUUACUUGAUUCUAAACUCUUGGUGA
This is a messenger RNA of Salvia hispanica, 1106 nucleotides long. RefSeq names its product tRNA dimethylallyltransferase. Gene Ontology annotation, cellular component: Shu complex. Gene Ontology annotation, molecular function: single-stranded DNA binding. The record is from RefSeq and is a predicted model, not a curated record. NCBI's taxonomy places the organism in Eukaryota, Viridiplantae, Streptophyta, Magnoliopsida, Lamiales, Lamiaceae. Gene Ontology annotation, biological process: double-strand break repair via homologous recombination.